GCACUUUACUCGGGUUAACGCGGCUCAGACCUUCUGCUGUGGAAUAAGCGGCGUCCACGCGAAGGCGCUCAGCAGGUUGGCGCAAUCCACAACGACCUUUUCGAUGGACUUCUGUGGCAAUGUGGAUUUUUUUUUUUUUUAUUGAACCGCUUCUGCAAAGUCCCGCGAUGCCUCCUCUGUCUGCACGAGUGCGAAACGAUUUCCAGUCCGGCUUGUAGGUGUCGCUGUUGACCACGUAUGUUUCCGCAGUGCCCGCGCGUGCGGGGAGAGGAGGCUGCGUCUCAAGGCCAUUUUCAAAUCUCAUUGGUGGGCUUGUCAUGUGGUUGGGAGGCAUCCUGACUUGCACUCGGAUUGUUUUUCCUAGAUAUGUCAGCUUACAAAGGACAUCUCAUCCGCUUUAAAGAACUUAACCCCCCAAAAUGUCCUUUCCCACUAGCACCCCGGCGCCAAACACAUUUUUAGUGGACUCUUUAAUUGGCGCCUGCAGGACGGACAGCUUUUACUCCAACGGCAACAUGUACAUGCCGUCUGCCUCAGAAAUGGGAACUUACGGAAUGCAAACCUGUGGACUCCUGCCGUCUUUCGGCAAAAGAGGAGACGUCAACCACCAAAAUAUGGGCAUGAAUGUCCACCCGUACAUACCUCAGAUAGAUAACUGGACGGAUCCGAAUAGAUCCUGCAGAAUAGAGCCGGCCAGUCAGAUGACAAACUGUUCAUUUUCACAGAGCAUAAAGGAGGAGAGUAACUGCUGCAUGUACUCCGAUAAGCGAGUACAAAAAGUCAGCUCGACAGACGUCCCCGCAUAUUCUAGCGUUAUUCCCGAUUCCUGUCCAGCCGACGGUCCAGAGAUCCCGGUUCCGGGCUAUUUUCGACUGAGCCAAACUUACGCGAAUGGGAAGCACCAGGAGGACUACUGCCAUGAGGCACCGAGUCCGAACCCGACGCUGAUGCAGCUCAGCCGGGUCACGCCGAAACCACAGUCCUCCUUGACGUCCUCUAAUUUUGCGGACGUGGAAAAGAAAAGCGAAGACGAGCAGCAAAACCCCGAGGCGUCACGGACAGCGGCUCCAGCAGAAAGUCCCGAUCCAAAGUCUAACUCGGAGGAGAAAAGCCCCAUGGACGCAUCCGUUUCCAGCCCCGAGCUGCCACAGAAGGAAGGGAAAGACAGCAAGAGCGACGCGCCAACGAGCAACUGGUUAACGGCGAAGAGCGGAAGAAAGAAGCGAUGUCCCUACACAAAGCACCAGACCUUGGAGUUGGAGAAGGAGUUUUUGUUCAAUAUGUAUCUGACCCGCGAGCGCCGCCUGGAGAUCAGCCGGAGCGUCAGCCUGACCGACAGGCAGGUCAAGAUCUGGUUUCAGAACCGCAGGAUGAAGCUGAAGAAAAUGAACAGGGAAAACCGCAUCCGCGAACUGACCUCAAACCUCACCUUUUCGUGAGCCCGCAUGUUUCCGUGGUUUGCUGUCCCUUUUAUCUCUCAUCCAGUUUGAUGCUGCGGUGGCAUCGGACGUUUAUCUUCGAUGUCAACCAAACUGUGAUUGUAUUGCCAGUCUUAGUACGUUGUGUGGCGCCGUGUAGCCUCUUUGUUUCAUCCACAUGCAGGGUAACGUUUUUAUUUGGUCUUAAAUUAUUGGAGAAGCGUUUUGAGCCAGUGGACGUCGUGGAUGCGGUGUCGGUGACGAGCAGCGUGGACAGUUACUCUGUUUCAGUCAUGGAAGCACAUUUAUUGUUGUAUAGUGCAUCGUUUGUUUUACAGUGCGUGCAAGCCAUUUCCUCAACCGCGACGUGUUUCGAUGGGCCCUUUUAAAGUGGCGGAAAACAAUGUAAAUGUGUGACUCUACUGCAUGUUUGUGGCAUGUUUCCUGCAAUAAACGGACUGUCAAAUAAUCCUCA
This is a messenger RNA of Betta splendens (Siamese fighting fish), 1893 nucleotides long. It is a transcript of the gene hoxd10a, whose product is annotated as homeobox D10a. Gene Ontology annotation, molecular function: RNA polymerase II cis-regulatory region sequence-specific DNA binding; DNA-binding transcription factor activity, RNA polymerase II-specific. The record is from RefSeq and is a predicted model, not a curated record. Gene Ontology annotation, biological process: regulation of transcription by RNA polymerase II. The transcript has 2 exons. Bases 420 to 1439 code for a protein of 339 amino acids. NCBI's taxonomy places the organism in Eukaryota, Metazoa, Chordata, Actinopteri, Anabantiformes, Osphronemidae. Gene Ontology annotation, cellular component: nucleus.